Molecule: messenger RNA, 1740 nt
Organism: Fraxinus pennsylvanica
Lineage: Eukaryota; Viridiplantae; Streptophyta; Magnoliopsida; Lamiales; Oleaceae
Source: the annotation of a GenBank genome assembly
AUGACUACUGUCUUCAUGAGGGCGACAUUUGCCUUUAGAGUUCACUCAACUCUUAUUAGAAUUUUUCUUUUGUUGAUUGCGAGAGGAUCUCUUACCUACUCGGUUCAAAGUGAUGUUGACUGCCUCAGAUCUAUAAAAGAUUCUUUGGAAGACCAGAACGGCUACCUCACAACAUGGAACUUCGAUAACAAGACUGAAGGUUUUAUAUGUUCUUUUAUUGGAAUCGAUUGUUGGCAUCCAGACGAGAACAAGGUCUUGAAUAUAAAGCUUGGGGAUAUGGAACUUAAGGGCGAGUUUCCUCUUGGCGUUGCAGGUUGUUCAUCCUUGACAGGUUUAGAUCUUUCUAAUAACAAGAUUUAUGGAAAUAUUCCUAGGAAUAUCUCUAAGUUACUUGAAUAUGUGACAAGCCUUGAUCUCUCGUCCAACCAGUUAUCCGGAGAGAUUCCUGUCGAUCUUGCAAAUUGCACUUAUUUGAAUAUCCUUGAACUUGACAACAACCAGUUGUCAGGCGAAAUCCCUGCUCAGAUUGGUCUACUCUCUCGAAUGACAACGUUUAACGUGGCUAACAACCGAUUGACUGGCCAAGUUCCACAAUUCAGUAAUGCUACUGUUCCGCCAGAUAACUAUGGGAAUAAUGCAGGACUAUGUGGCAAACCUUUACCCCCUUGCAGAGUUUCUUCAAAGAAAACUAAUAGUGCAGCCAUUGUCGGGGCGGCUGUUGGUGGGGUGAUUUUUGCAGCUUUUGCUGUUGGCUUUGGCAUGUUCUUCUAUUUGCGUAAAGUGUCCAGAAAGAAGAAGGAAGAAGAUCCUCUGGGCAACAAAUGGGCCAAGAGUAUCAAGGAUGUCAAAGGCAUCAAGCUUUCGAUGUUUGAGAAGUCAGUUUCUAAAAUGAAAUUAGGAGAUCUCAUGAAGGCGACUAAUGACUUCAGUAAAGAGAAUAUAAUUGGGUUAGGGAGAGCUGGGACAAUGUACAAGGCAGUGCUUGAAGAUGGCACCUCCCUUAUGGUGAAGCGACUGCAGGAUACUCAAUACUCGGAGAAAGAAUUUGUGUCUGAGAUGGCUACUCUAGAUGGUGGUGAACUUAUGGAUUGGCCUUUACGGCUCAAAAUUGGGAUUCAGGCAGCGAAAGGAUUUGCAUGGCUCCACCACAGCUGUAAUCCACGUGUUAUUCACCGAAAUAUAAGUUCCAACUGCAUCUUACUAGACGUGGAUUACGAACCCAAAAUAUCCGAUUUUGGGCUUGCUCGGCUCAUGAAUCCUAUUGACACUCAUUUGAGUACUUUUGUGAAUGGUGAAUUCGGGGACUUGGGUUAUGUUGCUCCUGAAUAUGCAAGAACUCUGCUGGCCACUCCCAAAGGGGACGUCUACAGUUUUGGGGUAGUACUUCUCGAAUUAGUUACAGGCGAGAAGGCGACCUAUGUAGCUAAAGCCUCCGAAAGCUUCAAAGGAAAUCUAGUUGAGUGGAUUUCUGAGCUCUCUAGGACCUCUGACCUUCACGAUGCAAUUGAUAAGUCCUUGGUCGGGAAAGGUCAGGAUAAUGAGCUUUUUCAGUUUCUUAAGGUUGCCUGUAGUUGUGUGCUGCCUGCUCCCAAAGAAAGACCUACCAUGUUUGAAGUCUCCCAGCUUUUGAGAGCUAUUGGACAGCCAUAUAAUUUUACAGCAGAAGAUGACAUCUCGUUGCUAUCUGACAUUGGAGAUGCUGAUCAAUUGGUCGAACUUAUCGUUGCUCGCGAUGUAUAG